AUGAGUCGGGCACACCAAUCACAUCGCUCAAAUGCGAACACGUUCGCCUGUUCAGACGUGAGAAUUCAGAUGCUUCCAACUACUACUCUUUGGUGUGGACUCACCGAAAUAAUUACGCCAGAACAAGAACGCGACCGUUCAAACGAGAGCGGUGUGGUAGUAAACCAAAUACCCAUCCCGCAAAACCCCAAAAUUCCUGAGGAGUGUCUCCGAAGGAGCAACAUUGGAGGGAUGCUUAUCAGAAACGUACCGUUUGGUCUGGUUGUGGAAGGUGAAAGAGAAAUUUAUGAGAAUACGUUUGACGGAGUUAUCGGAUUAGGUCGUCGAUCGAUGUGCUUGGAACAAACACAACCUCUUAUACAGUCUAUUCAUCGACAAGGACUGAUAAGUCGAAAAUUUGGAUUUCACUUUCAAAAGCGAAAAGUGCUCAUUUGCAAACUAAUUUGGUUUUUCGAGAGACCCGCAUGCAACCUAGCUGAAUCUUUUGUUUGUGAUGUUUCCAUGCACCUGAAUGUGCUGCGCAAGGCCGCCCGAUGUUUCAGUCGCUACGAUAUUCGACAUAUCGCGAUACAUGUACAUUCGAUAUUCAUUUGCAAAUUGGGAUUACACACGCAGAAUCACAGAAUGAUCUUUGAUACUGGUGCCCGUGCCAUCCAUCUGCCUGGAGAUAUCCACAUGGCCAUCAACGAUAUGCUAAAAAUGAAAACACUGGUUGAUGGAGAACAUGUGUUUGAUUGUGAAAUGUUGCAUUUUCUGCCCCCGAUUGCUUUCCAAAUACAAGGGAAAAUGUUUCAAAUUUUCCCGAAGCAAUACACAAUACAGAAAACCAUCGGUGGAGACACCAAAUGUUGGACUGUUUUCUACAACGUCUCUGACAAAAGCCCCGCCGGCAUAAUACUAGGAAUGUCAUUCUUACAUUCGUUCCAACUACUUUUUGACGACCACCUCGGUAGGAUUGGUUUCAUUGCACGCCACGGAAAGUCUCGCAUUUUCUAA
This is a messenger RNA of Opisthorchis viverrini, 996 nucleotides long. RefSeq lists its product as hypothetical. The transcript has 6 exons. Bases 1 to 996 code for a protein of 331 amino acids. NCBI's taxonomy places the organism in Eukaryota, Metazoa, Platyhelminthes, Trematoda, Opisthorchiida, Opisthorchiidae. Gene Ontology annotation, molecular function: aspartic-type endopeptidase activity. The record is from RefSeq and is a predicted model, not a curated record. Gene Ontology annotation, biological process: proteolysis.